Molecule: messenger RNA, 1119 nt
Organism: Bipolaris maydis ATCC 48331
Lineage: Eukaryota; Fungi; Ascomycota; Dothideomycetes; Pleosporales; Pleosporaceae
Source: RefSeq, a predicted model, not a curated record
AUUGCAUUCCUACAUCAUGGGCUGGCUGUGGGGUAACAAGAAUACCCCAACCGGGUCAGAUCAGCUCGAUCCUUCCCUCCGUGAAUUCCUCAACAAAGAAGCCCCUACAGGCCCGGCGCCUUCAUUGCCAUCUGCGCCCAAGGAAAAGCCCGCCGAUGCACAAACACCUGCACCCACACCCCCGCCGUCGCAGUCCCAGGAACAGACCGAAUCCGCUAGGCCUCGGGUGCCGCCUCAAUCUCAAUUCCAAGAUGGGCGCUAUGCCUAUCUUUGGAAGAACUACACCCCCCAGGAGAUCCUCGAUGACCGCGGAAAGUCGGAGCAAGACCGGCUGCGAGACCUGGUCGAUGCCUACAACGACCGCAAGGCCUCGAUUGGCCGAAUAGCAAUGGAAAACUGUGCACUUGAGUAUAUGGAGCAAUUUGAAUGCUUUCGAAACCCCAAGACGUGGUGGUCCAGGGGCACAAUGUGCAGCGCCGAGUCGCGCAAGUUCAAUCGCUGCUACGAUAUCCAGUCCAAGUUCCUCAAGGCCCUGGGCUACAUGACCAUGGAUGCACGCUCUCCCGAAGAGGACGAAAAGAUCCAGAUGCACGCCGAUAAGCUGUACCAACGCAUGUUGCAGCAAGAAGCAGAGAUAGAAAAGGCAAAGGAAGAAGGCCGGCCUAUCCCAAAAUUUGAAAGCGUCUUGUCCAAACGUAACGUUGCGCAGGCAAUGGGUGGUAUAUCGCCAACUACCAAGAAUGAACAGGUGACUGAGAUUGGAAAUUUGAAUACUGCCGACGAAAAUGAAGUAUGGGCCCACAUCAAACCAGAAGCACGGAAAGAAUACGAGAAGAAGCUCGAGAGUUUGUCGCCUGAAGAGCGCGAGAUUGAGAGAAUGGCCGUAGUAGGGGAGUUGAGGGCUCAAAAUGGUGUUGCGAAGCAGCUUGAACAGACAUUCAUUGAGGAAAGAGUAGCUCGCAUGAAGAGGAGAGAGGCUGGCCAAGCGACGUUUGGUGAUACUAUCAAGACGUUGUGGGGAUGGGGUUGAACUGCAAAAAGAUGUACGCAUAGAUUGUGUUUUGAUAACGUGUAGAAUUACUCAUGAUACCACAAAUUAUACAACACAUUUCACCGUUU